UGAUUGGCAGGGGGGCGUGGCGACGAGCCGGAAGCCACGCAGGGCCACGUCUGCGGUUGCGAGGGCCAGCUCUGGGUGCCGACGUUGCAGCUUGAUCGCUUCUCCGCUUUGUGGAGGUGAAGGGGGCUUCCUGACUGAGAUAUGGAUUUAGGUGCUAUUACAAAAUACUCAGCAUUACAUGCCAAGCCCAGUGGACUGGUUCUUCAAUACGGGACUGCUGGAUUUCGAACAAAGGCAGAACAUCUUGAUCAUGUCAUGUUUCGCAUGGGAUUAUUAGCUGCUCUGAGGUCCAAACAGACAAAAUCCACUGUAGGAGUCAUGGUAACAGCAUCCCACAAUCCUGAGGAAGAUAAUGGUGUAAAAUUGGUUGAUCCUUUGGGUGAAAUGUUGGCACCAUCCUGGGAGGAACAUGCCACCUGUUUAGCAAACGCUGAGGAACAAGAUAUGCAGAGAGUGCUUAUUGACAUCAGCGAGAAAGAAGCUGUGAAUCUGCAACAAGAUGCCUUUGUAGUUGUUGGUAGAGACACCAGGCCCAGCAGUGAGAAACUUUCACAAUCCGUAAUGGAUGGUGUGACUGUUCUAGGAGGUCAAUUCCAUGAUUAUGGCUUGUUAACAACACCCCAGUUGCACUACAUGGUGUACUGUCGAAACACGGGCGGCCGAUAUGGAAAGGCAACCUUAGAAGGUUACUACCAGAAACUCUCUAAGGCUUUCGUGGAACUCAUCAAACAGGCUUCCUGCAGUGGUGAUGAGUACAGAUCACUUAAGGUCGACUGUGCAAAUGGCAUAGGGGCCCUGAAGCUAAGGGAAAUGGAACACUACUUCUCACAGGGCCUGUCAGUUCAGCUGUUUAAUGAUGGGUCUAAGGGAAAACUCAAUCAUUUAUGUGGAGCUGACUUUGUGAAAAGUCAUCAAAAACCUCCACAGGGAAUGGAAAUUAAGUCCAAUGAAAGAUGCUGUUCUUUUGACGGAGAUGCAGACAGAAUUGUUUAUUACUACCAUGAUGCAGAUGGCCAUUUUCAUCUCAUAGAUGGAGACAAGAUAGCAACGUUAAUUAGCAGCUUCCUUAAAGAGCUCCUGAUGGAGAUUGGAGAAAAUUUGAAUAUUGGUGUUGUACAAACUGCAUAUGCAAAUGGAAGUUCAACACGGUAUCUUGAAGAAGUUAUGAAGGUACCUGUCUAUUGCACUAAGACUGGUGUAAAACAUUUGCACCACAAGGCUCAAGAGUUUGACAUUGGAGUUUAUUUUGAAGCAAACGGGCAUGGCACUGCAUUGUUUAGUACGGCUGUUGAAAUGAAGAUAAAACAAUCAGAACAACUGGAGGAAAAGAAAAGAAAAGCUGCUAAGAUGCUUGAAAACAUUAUUGACUUGUUUAACCAGGCAGCUGGUGAUGCUAUUUCUGACAUGCUGGUGAUUGAGGCAAUCUUGGCUCUGAAGGGCUUGACUGUACAACAGUGGGAUGCUCUUUAUACAGAUCUUCCAAACAGACAACUUAAAGUUCAGGUUGCAGACAGAAGAGUUAUUAGCACUACCAAUGCUGAAAGACAAGCAGUUACACCCCCAGGAUUGCAGGAGGCAAUCAAUGACCUGGUGAAGAAGUACAAGCUUUCGCGAGCUUUUGUCCGGCCCUCUGGUACAGAAGAUGUCGUCCGAGUAUAUGCAGAAGCAGACUCACAAGAAAGUGCAGAUCACCUUGCACAUGAAGUGAGCUUGGCAGUAUUUCAGCUGGCUGGAGGAAUUGGAGAAAGACCCCAACCAGGUUUCUGAAGAUUAUUUUCAUAAUCCCGAGAAACUGGACUUUUUAAAAGUCUUUACAAAGCGGUCAAUAAUGGCAAUACUAAUAGAUUUAUCAUAAUGUUUACAGUGCACCCCUACUUGUCUCUAGGUCUGAUUGUUAUUCUUAAAACACUACCAGAAUAAUUCUUUAUAAAUAGGUAAGCCUUACACUUAUUAAAGAAAUAUACCUCUCAUCUGAUUCUCACUAAUGUAAAAUAUUGGGGUUUAAGUAUACAAUUCAAUCACUAACCCAACAGUUGUAUGUGGGAAAAACUCAUGCAGACUACUGGAAAAUUAAAUCUUGUUAACUUUUUGUGCAUCUUUGUCAUUGCCAUCAUAUGAGCAAGAUGAUGUUUUACAGCAUUUCCCAUUUCUGAUACAAAUGGAGAAGGUGGAGAAGACUUAUAACCAGUUUUUCCAUUGCAGUUUUAAGAAAGAUUAUUAUAUGACUUACCUAUAUGACUGAUGCCAUCAGGAACUCAGAGGUGUGAAUAGGGAGGGGGUUGUCCAUUCCCCCUACAUACUGAGGUGGAGAUGCUCGUGCAAUACUUAGAAGGAUGCAUGGUCCAGCCUUUAGUUAUUCUUAACUGCUCUUGGUGAAGGUAUGUGGGAGAAAACUAAUUGUAAUACAUUUCCCAGCCUCUGAUGGAGAAGGGACACCACUCUGAUAUCAGAACACGGUUAAUAUGGCAAAGAAAGAGAAAAAUCCCCAACCAAUCUUAUAUUAAACCAAACCUGAAACCAAUGGAAAAAAUGUGUGGUGUAUAUUUUGCAGGUUUAAGACAACUCAGGACAAUAAAAACAAUGGACUUUACAUGUAUAUAUAGCUCUCUUAGGCACCAUAAUCAAUAUGAGCCAACAAUAUUUAAACUUGAUUCAGGCCACGCUCAGACAUUUGCUCUUAUUUACAAAUAUUUAACUUAAAUACAACCUGAAAUGUGUUUUGUUACAUACAAAAAAGAAAAAGAAAAACUAUACAACUCAGAGCAGUGUGUUUGUUUUAAAUAAUUACAUUUACAUGUAAGCUAAAUGGAACCACCAGUGGUGCUCAAGUUUUUAUCAUCCCUUCCAGAAAAUCUUUUUCUACCAUCUCUUCUAUUUUUUGCCUGGCUUUGCUGGAACAUGGUUUGUGGUUCUCCAGUUUCAUGUCUUUAUUAGGGAAGGCAUUUGAGUAGAGGAUGGGACUUCCUGAGUGUUCUCCACAUCGGCUUGUGACUUUGCUGUUGAAGACUUGACUGAGCACAUUGAAGAAUGGCAGAAGCUGCUCCAUGCUGCGCACGGUGCAGAUGGUGAGCAGCAAGUGCCCUGGCUCCCAACCCAACGUCCUCCCUGAGUUGUCUUCUUCUGGAUUUUUCUGCAGAAAACAAAAAGUGAAUUGGUAUUAAGAAUGUGGUGUGUUAGAAAAAUUAAAAAGAUAUAAGCAUUGGCAGUUGGCCAAGGAAUGAACAUAAAUGACAUUAGGUUUCUACUCCUGACCUGAUCAAAACCGUUGGUGCUUCUGAGACCUUUUAGUGUCAUCUAUUAGUUUUAUAUGGAGCAGUCUAACACUGUAGUAAUAGUUCCCAACUAGAAUGGACAGAUAAGCUUAGUUAACAAAUAGCUUUGAACACGAUUAGAGUCAAACAAAAAAGUUUUAUGUUGUGCUUUGUAUUUACUCAAAAAGCACCCAGGUUUCUUUCUUUCUUUUUUUUUUUUUUUAUCAUUAAGAACUUGCUUUAUGUAUCUGAGAGCUCCUGUACCAGGUUUCUGAACUCUCACUAAUGUAUAUAACCACGGACUAGGUCACAAAAUGACUACAGAAAAAAGGAAUGAAGAGCUUUAUACAUCCCCUUUUAUUAUAAUUAGUUAAUUCCCAUUUAUCCAAAUGGCCUAAAUUUGCUUUGAUGGUAGCAGUGUCCAGAGUGCAGAAUUACUGUCAGUCCUGCAUCACAGAGAAAGGAAGGGAUCCCUCAGGAGAGACACUGCUUUUUCUUUCUUUGUGCUCAACAACACAGGGAGGAAAGCUGGACCUGGAGUCAAAGGAAUUGGGUUAGUGUACUGACUCUGCCAUACUUGUGAUAUCCCUGAUACACAAAGGUACCUUACUUAUAAAAUGGGACAGUCUAUGAGAAGGUUAAUGAAAACUGUCCAUUAGAUAUAAACAAAUAAUUUGUGUAUUAAGAGGCUAGUUUAAGAAGCCACCUGAAUUACACAAACACAGCCACAAACAUCAUUCUGUCUAGAGAAAGAUACAAGACAACUGAGGUUGGUUGAACUUGGGCAGAAUCACAGAUACAAUACCACACUAAGGAUAAUGAAAAUAAGCAGUGAACUAGACAGAUGGAAGAAAUAAUGAAGACUUAGGAAGCAGAAUUAUUAUCUGUCAUAUUAACAAAUGGAGUGUGCCUUCUAAGAUCAGAUGUUGCUGAGAAACUCAUUGUUUACCUAAUAAUUUAUUAUCACUAGUUUCCUAGUGGGUAAAGCAGAUACAAAAUCCAGCUUUUCUUCUAUGUGCUCUCAAGCUUGUUGCUUAAAGUAAAAUCCUGAAAAAGGAAAAUACUAAGUUGGCAACGUAAAACUGCGGUUUUUGCAUUGUUGAAAUUUGCCGUUUUAUGUUGGAGUAUGUUCUUAAAUUUUGGUUAUAUUAUACAUCA
Molecule: messenger RNA, 4409 nt
Organism: Callithrix jacchus (white-tufted-ear marmoset)
Lineage: Eukaryota; Metazoa; Chordata; Mammalia; Primates; Cebidae
Gene: PGM3
Product: phosphoglucomutase 3
Biological process (GO): UDP-N-acetylglucosamine biosynthetic process; carbohydrate metabolic process; hemopoiesis
Molecular function (GO): magnesium ion binding; phosphoacetylglucosamine mutase activity
Source: RefSeq, a predicted model, not a curated record